Molecule: messenger RNA, 1515 nt
Organism: Saccostrea cuccullata (small rock oyster)
Lineage: Eukaryota; Metazoa; Mollusca; Bivalvia; Ostreida; Ostreidae
Exons: 7
Coding region: 1-1515 (504 amino acids)
Source: RefSeq, a predicted model, not a curated record
AUGGCGACCUUGUUGUUCAAGAUAGUUGAUCAUUUACUUAUAUUUCGUAUUUAUGCCGGGUUAUCUUUUGUAAAAGCACAGAACCUGCAAAUCCAGGUCCAACCACCAAAUGUAAUAUUAGGGCAAAAUGAUAUUAUAAUCACCUGUUCCACCAUCAGGCAAUCACAACUUGAUACUGUGUAUACUAUACAGCUACAAAAAAACAGUACUGGCACAAUACAGGAUGUGGUUUCUGUUCGUUCAAGUAACGGUCAAGAUACUAUAACAUGGCAGGACACAAGUUUACAAAACAGAGCAACAGCAACAGGUACUGUCAGCUCACCUGCCACAGCUCAGCUAAAGUUGACGAUACCUAAGAACAGAGCGCUGUGUCCUCGAGAUUUCACUGGAUACAGGUGUAAGAUGAGUGGAUUCACAGCGGCGCUAGUUAAUCAAGAAACAAAUCAGGUGUAUGUUACCUAUACGGUAAAUCCAACAACGAUUGAAAUGCCAAAUGUGAGGAUACUUGGUGAAUUUUCUAAUACACCAUCAAGACAAUUUCCGGUUGGAACGACUGUGCAGCUGACAUGUACAGGACAGAUUGGAAGUGAACCAACUGCUACAAUUCGAUGGUGCUCGAAGAAGUCCCAAGAUCUUGGCUUCACUGGGUUACCACAGACCCCAGUCCACUCGGAGGCCUGGCCAUCUUCCAACUGUCAGUACACACGUUCCAGUACUAUCACCUAUAAUCUCACCAGUGAUGACACCUACACACAGUUCUUGUGUGAGUCUGGAUAUUCUGGUCUCUGCGAAACAGGAACAGCCAAGCAGUAUCUGAAUAUAUCUAUAGCACAGAACCUGCAAAUCCACGUCCAACCAUCAAAUAUAAUAUUAGGGCAAAAUGAUUUUGUAAUUACCUGUUCCACCAUCAGCCCAUCACAACUUGAUACAGUGUAUACUAUACAGCUACAAAAAAACAAUACUCGCUCAAUACAGGAUGUGGUUUCUGUUGGUUUAAGUAACGGUCAAGAUACUAUAACAUGGCAGGACACAAGUUUACAAAACAGAGCAACAGCAACAGGUACUGUCAGCUCACCUGCCACAGCUCAGCUAAAGUUGACGAUACCUAAGGACAGAGCGCUGUGUCCUCGAGAUUUCACUGGAUACAGGUGUAAGAUGAGUGGAUUCACAGCGGCGCUAGUUAAUCAAGAAACAAAUCAGGUGUAUGUUACCUAUACAGUAAAUCCAACAACGAUGGAAAUGCCAAAUGUGAGGAUACUUGGUGAAUUUUCUAAUACACCAUCAAGACAAUUUCCGGUUGGAACGACUGUGCAGCUGACAUGUACAGGACAGAUUGGAAGUGAACCAACUGCUACAAUUCGAUGGUGCUCGAAGAAGUCCCAAGAUCUUGGCUUCACUGGCUUACCACAGACCCCUAUCCAUUCUGAGGUCGCAUUGUCUGGCUGUCAGUACACACGUUCCAGUACCAUCACCUAUAACCUCACCAGUGAUGACACCUACACACAGUUUUUUUGA